Messenger RNA from Mangifera indica (mango), 6001 nucleotides. RefSeq lists its product as uncharacterized. Bases 647 to 5653 code for a protein of 1668 amino acids. Gene Ontology annotation, cellular component: nucleus; exosome (RNase complex). Gene Ontology annotation, molecular function: protein binding. The record is from RefSeq and is a predicted model, not a curated record. The transcript is spliced from 10 exons. Lineage: Eukaryota; Viridiplantae; Streptophyta; Magnoliopsida; Sapindales; Anacardiaceae.
ACCUAUAUUUGGGCAAUAAAUGGAGGAGAUGGGUGAAGGUAGACUCAAAGCUAUGGGCUCAGCUUCAGCGAUUGCGGAGCCCAUCAAAGAUCUCACAACUAAGACCAAAGAAGAAGGCGAGCUCUCUUCAUCAGACGACGACGUAUUCUAGCUUCCAAAUCCCUAAUGUUUUGCCUCCGCUUCUUAAUUCUAACAUUCGUUUAACCACUUUCGUCCAAUAGCACUUUUUUUCUUUCUUAUGUUUUUAAUUACUUGUUUGCUGUUUGCUUGAUGGGAAAAGAAGAUAGUAUCGUCUCGCUUCUUGAAGACUUGCACUCUAUUUGGUCAACGAAGAAGAACAUCCUGCUAGCUCUGUUGGACCAUCUAUUGGUACUGUCGCCCUUCCUGGAGGGUCCCCAUUUACUACUACUGUGACAAGCAACCAAACUGAAGGGACUGGGACAGGUUUUGCUUUGUGACUGUAUUAUUGGUUGAUACUGUGCGCACUUGUGAACGGCAAAGUGCUUGUCCCGAAAUUAUCUUUUGAUGGGUCUAUAUCUACUCUGCAGUGAAGACAGUUUCGGCUGGUAAUCCUUCCAGCUCCAUUGGUAUUCAGUCCCGAACUUCCAUUCAGCCAACAAAUCAAAAGAGUUUUGAGAAGAAUCGAAUGAAAUUUAAAUCUGGUAAUCCUGGAUGGUUUCCUAAUUCAGGGCUGAACAAUAACCUGGUGAUAAGCUUCUCAGAUGGAGACAGUGGCAGUGACACUGAUGAUUACCAGCAAGAAAAAACAGCUGUGACUAAAUCCAACACAACUGGAGUGGAUAGCUAUGAACAACGACCUGCUAUAUCAGUGGUGAAAACACGUAAAAUACAUCAAAAUACAAAAAAUGCAAACAAAAUAAUACCCAAGAAGUUAUCUUCAAAUCGCAUAUUUGUCUCCUCAAUUACAAAAAAUCAUGGGGGAGGCAAUUCCAGGGAUGCAGAGCGAGGAUCUCGAGGUAGAAAUUUUAAUAACCCUAAAAAAAAUUUAGGAAGCCAAGAGCAUGGUUUUGACCUAAGAGUGGGUUUGAAAAACAGUAAGCUUCAGGACUUGAGGCAGCAGAUAGCACUUCGGGAAACUGAACUAAAGCUUAAAGCUGCCCAACAAAAUAAAGAUAUGGCUGUUGUACAAUGCAGGAAGGAUAAUGCUAUGAAUCUAGGCAAUGAAGCAGCAAGGAAAUAUCAAUCGCCUUCUGCUGAUGUUGGACAGUCAGAACAAAAAGAACCUGACAAGAAACGCUUUAAAGGAAGUGGAUCUUAUUCUCACCAGCUAACUUCAGAUAGCCUUCAAGAAAUUCCUGUUGCAACAUCUAUUAUGCCAGUGAAAGAGCCUACAUUAGAGAACAGUAUGCAUGUCAGGAAAAAGGUUGAUCUUAUCCAGAAAGACAUUUCUGUAAGCAGAAGAGAGUCAAGCAUUGUUAAGCAGCACAAGCAGGAUGAUAAACAUAUUGAGGCUAUACCAGAAAAUGUACCGAGACCAGAGAAAGAUGGACGAACCUUUUCUGCAGUUGCUGAUAUCAAUUCUGAUAAGGAUAGGAGGCCUGACCCUGUUGUGUUAAACCAAAUGGCAGCACCAGAAAAUACAAUAUCCAGUUCUUUUGCAAAGAACUUAGAUAAAAUGGUAGUAAAUCAUCCGAUUACAAUUGGUGGACAUCCUUCUCCAAUUUUUUGUCCAAACAAAGCAACUGGAGAACAGAAUGUAAUAAAGAGCAGUGACCAUUGUAAACCUGUAUCUUGUGAUAAGACAAUUGAUUCUUCGUUCCAUAACUUAUGCCAGGUGAGUAAUGCAAGCUUGUGGAACUGUCUGGCUGAUGCCAAUGUCUCAGGGCGCGGAAAUAUGGAUGUACAAUCAAUAAUUGACAUGGAGGAAUUGAUGGACAAAGAGCUGGAGGAAGCACAAGAGCACCGGCGCAUGUGUGAAAUUGAAGAAAGAAAUGCUCUUAAAGCUUAUCGUAAGGCCCAGAGGGCUUUGAUUGAAGCUAAUGCGAGAUGUACUAAACUUUAUCGCCAGAGAGAACUAUAUUCAGCCCGCUUUUAUUCAUUUAUGAUGGAUGAUUCGAACUUACUAUGGUCUAGUAGGCUGCAUGAACCUGUUGGGAAUGGGUUGAAUUUGUCAAAUCAUGUAUCUGAAAAUGUGGACUUAAUCCCGGCAUCGAGCCAUCAGGUGCAAUCUGCCUAUGAUGGAUUUAAUCGGCCAGGUUAUGGUUCAAAUAUCCAAUGUGUCAAUGGUGCUCCACUCAGUACAUCUUAUCAGCACGCAAGCAGACAAAAUUUGGGGUCUGAACCUUGCAGUGAGCCAGAUGCUAGUACAUCAGAGCCAUUGCCUCAUAAAACUAAGAAAGUUUUUCAUGGACUAAGCUCUCUGUCCAAUGAAUUAAAUGUUUCGGCUGAUGAAAAUGAAGAGACAUUCCCCUUGGACCAUGAAUAUGUUCAACACAACUUUGAAGAUAAUCAAAAGGAACAGACUUGUGAAGGAAGGCUAAUUGACAAAAAUAGCAUUGCCAAGGAAAAGUCAUCUAUUGAUGGUUCCAAGGAUUCAAUAAAGAGAGACGAAGCGACAUUAAGGUCUGAGAUGUUUGCACAGCUCGGAAUGAGAAUUUUGUCAAAGAAUAGUGGUUCAUGUUACAAUACGGAGCCUUCUGUAGAACGAGGGCCUGAAAAUGACCUUGGAAGUGACAAAAUGCAUACAAGUAAUGUGAGCAUUCCAUCUUCAGAAGGAGGACAAAGCCAGCAGCAUUAUAUUGGAGGCACAGAUAAGCCAGUAAGAAGUUUUAGUGAGACUCCUGUUCAGAGCCAUGAUCAGUGCAAUGCUGAAAAUAUUUCAUUGGAGUUUCACGCUACCACUGAUUUUAAGGAAAAUGAAAAUUGCAUAAGAGCUCACCAUUCAACAGCUUUUGUUUUAUUUUCUCCUUCAGUUCUAAGAAGUGUGUUUGGUCAUCUGAAAGUUGGAUCAUCGGUUGAUAUAUUAAAUAUGGCUGAAAAUCAACACAAUCACUCUCAUAACUUCUAUGGUGAAGAGGGUGCUUGUGUCAACUCUAAUGAAUCUCUGGAUUGGUAUUUGAUGGGAAACUCAAACCAGGAGAGUCUUAGUAGUUUCUUUGGGAGAGCAUAUGGCUCUUAUACCUGCAAUCCAUUUUGGCCACUCUGUAUGUAUGAGCUUCGAGGAAAAUGCAACAAUGAUGAAUGUCCUUGGCAACAUGUGAAGGACUUCUCAAAUGGAAGUAUGUGUCAGCAUCAGCAUGAUGAUUCUGGUAGUGGCAGUAAUUAUCCCAAUAAAGAUUUCUGUUGUCUUUUGCUUUUUGCUUUCAUAUUUUACCCAUUUGCUCGUGCAGAUUGUCAGGUUGAAUCAACAAUACAUCAACAGGGUUCUAUUGGUACUUUCAAGUGUCAUGAUAAUUUGACUACACCAAUUUAUAUAGUUGGUUUAGAUAUUUUGAAAGCUGAUUCACAUUCAUAUGAGUCUAUUAUAGCUGGAAGGUGUGGACAAUGCUGGCAGAAGUGUUUCAGUAUUACCCUAGCCUUAUCAAAUAUGUUUCAGAUGGAUUUACCUGCAGAAUUCUUGAAUACUGGUGAUGGACGUAUUGAGGUGUGCGGGGGUUGGAAUAGACAAUCCUCUUAUUUUCAGAGUAGAGAUGGCAUAAUGAAUCAUCUUAAACAAGCUUUGCCUAAUAAUGUACAAUCUGUGGAGUUGGCUCUUCUUUUUCUCAACCAGGAGGCUGGCAGAUUAGAGGGUAUAAAAAAGGCUCUCUAUGUAUUGUCACGAGCUCUUGAGGCAGAUCGAUCAUCAGAAAUUCUUUGGAUUGUUUAUCUGCUUAUAUAUCACAGCAACACAGUGCCAUAUGGGAGGGACGACAUGUUCUUUCAUGCGGUCAAACACAAUGAAGGAUCUUAUGGACUCUGGCUUAUGUACAUCAACAGUCGGAUACAACUUGAUGGUCGGUUGGAUGCAUAUAAUGAUGCUCUUUCAGCACUCUGCCGCCAUGCGUCUUCCUCUGAAGGAGAUGAAAGGCACGCUAGUGCAUGCAUUUUAGACCUGUUUUUGCAGAUGGUGGAGUGUUUGUGCAUGUCUGGGAAUAUUGAGAAGGCCAUCCAGAAAAUCUGUGGACUCUUCCUUGCUGCAACAAGUUCUAAAGAAGCUCAUAGUUUGUUGCUCUCUGAUAUCCUCACAUGCUUAACCAUUUCUGACAAACUUAUAUUCUGGGUUUCUUGUGUGUAUUUAGUUAUUUACAGGAAACUGCCUAAUGCUGUUGUACAGCGGUUUGAAUGUGAGAAAGAACUCCUUGCAAUUGAGUGGCCUUCCAUUCACUUGCUAAAUCAUGAGAAGCAGAGGGCUGUAAAGCUGGUAGAAACAGCAGUGGAUUCUGUUGAAUCUUAUUUCGAUGGUGAAUCACCCGAGAUUGAAUCAAAUAUCAGAUCAAGGCAACUUUUUGCUGUUUGCCAUGUUAGGUGUAUGGUGGCACUUGAUGACUUGGAAUGCAGUUGGAACUUGUUGGACAAAUACAUUAAGUUACACCCAUCUUGCUUAGAGCUUGUUCUGAUAUCAGUGCGCUUGCAGAAGCGUGAUUGUGGUGAUUCCAGUUUUAUGGGGUUUGAGGAAGCUCUGUUGAAGUGGCCUAAAGAAAUCCCUGGAAUUCAGUGUAUCUGGAAUCAAUAUGCUGAGUAUGCCCUCCUGAAUGGAAGACCUGGUUUUGCGAAAGAACUUAUGGACCGUUGGUUUCACUCUGUUUGGAAGGUUCAAUACUCUGAAGUUGACAUUUUGGGUACCAGGGAUGGCGAGAUCUCUCAUGGCUCACUAGAAUCCACUUCAGCAUCAAAUCUAGACUUUUCAGCAUCUCGUGAAAACCAAAUGGAUGUGAUGUUUGGAUUGCUUAAUCUCUCUCUCCAUAAGUUAUUGCAGAACCAUUUCAAUGAUGCUAAGUUAGCUAUUGAUAAGGCUUUGAAGGUUGCAUCUCCUGAGCAUUUUAAUCAUUGUGUUAGAGAACAUGCCAUGUUUUUGCUUACUGAUAAGUCAGGACCGAAGGGAGAUGCAUUACUAAACCUUCUGAAGUGUUAUUUGGACAAUGCCCACUCUUUUCCUUUCUCUGAACCGUUGCCUAGACACUUCAUUAACAACAUGGAUAAGCCAAGAGUCCGACAGCUAGUUACUAACCUGAUAUGUCCAAUAUCAACUGAUUUUUCUCUGGUGAAUUUGAUUCUUGAAGUGUGGUAUGGUCCAUCUCUUUUACCCCAAAUGUUUAGUAAGCUAAAGGAUCUAGUUGAUUUUGUUGAAGCCAUUAUGGAGAUUGUACCAUCCAACUAUCCAUUGGCGUUUUCAGUUUGUAAGCUGCUUAGUGGAGGUGAUAACCCUGACCAUGUUUCACCGGCCAGUGUUUUGUUCUGGGCCGCCUCAACUUUGGUUACUGCACUUUUCCAAGCCAUGCCUAUUGCUCCAGAGUAUGUAUGGGCAGAAGCUGCAGAUAUUUUGGGCAAUGUAAGCAGUAUCAAUAGCAUCUCCGUGAGGUUCUUCAAGAAAGCCUUAUCUGUAUACCCAUUCUCUCUCAAAUUGUGGAAAUGCUAUUAUAACCAAUCUAACUCUAAAGGAGACAAGAGCUUCAUUGUUGAAGCGGCAAGAGAAAAGGGUAUAGAACUUAUUUGAAGUCUUCUAUUAAAUUUUGCUCAGUUCCAAGGAAACUUUUAGUUCAGAUAUGAUGAUUACUGGUUGGGAAGUUUGUAGAUAUAAAUUAGAGCAAUGUUAUGCAUGCUCACUUUAAAUACACAAAUGGAUACAUACUUAAUGUGUGUCAUCAUGUGAUUGUAUAUUACUUGAUUAUUAAUUCAAAAUCACCAAUUACUUGAAGACACAUAUUAAAUGUGCACUUAUUUGUAUAUUUAAAGUGGGUAUCUAUAGUUUUUUUUUGUAUAAAUUAUCAUCUAUGUAUGAAUUGCUGGCAAGAUACCUGGACACCAUUUUUGUUAUUAAUGUUGAAACUAGGAAAUUUAUGAA